GAAACACUUUUAAGCGCGUGUUAGCUAACCCGGAAGUGACUUCGAACACGCGAGUUAGACUGAAUCGUUGUCGUUACGAAGGCACCGGUGGAGAUAGCCUCUGUAUUAUUUUGGAAACCUGACCAUAUAGUCCAUCAAACAUGAGUCUGUUAACAAAGCCCAAAUCGGAGAUGACCCCCGAGGAGCUCCAGAAGCGCGAGGAGGAGGAGUUCAACACGGGGCCGCUGUCGGUGCUCACCCAGUCGGUGAAGAACAACACCCAGGUCCUCAUCAAUUGUCGCAACAACAAGAAGCUGCUUGGAAGAGUCAAGGCCUUUGACAGGCAUUGCAACAUGGUCCUGGAGAACGUGAAGGAGAUGUGGACGGAGGUUCCCAAAAGUGGAAAGGGAAAGAAGAAGUCAAAGCCCGUCAAUAAGGACCGCUACAUUUCUAAAAUGUUCCUCAGAGGGGACUCUGUGAUCGUUGUCCUGAGAAACCCUCUCAUCACAGGAAAAUGAACUUCUGAAAAGGUUCCGCCUGUAUCGCUCGUAGUUUUCCUGAAGGUUUUGACGGCAUGGGGGGCUGUCGUAGGUUCACCUCUUUGUUUUUUGCUUUUGCCGUUGAGUUAUUGAAGACACUGUUGAGACAGAGAAACCGUCAACAUAAAUGUUUCCACUCUUAAGAUGUGUCUCCAGGGGUUAAGGGCAGCAGAUGCUGACUUUUUUGAUUUUGUCUUUUUCAUUUUGAUAAUAAAAAUAAUGCAUAAAUGACAAA
Fundulus heteroclitus (mummichog) is the source of this 753-nucleotide messenger RNA. It is a transcript of the gene snrpd2, whose product is annotated as small nuclear ribonucleoprotein D2 polypeptide. Gene Ontology annotation, biological process: spliceosomal snRNP assembly; RNA splicing. The record is from RefSeq and is a predicted model, not a curated record. NCBI's taxonomy places the organism in Eukaryota, Metazoa, Chordata, Actinopteri, Cyprinodontiformes, Fundulidae. The transcript is spliced from 3 exons. Bases 141 to 497 code for a protein of 118 amino acids. Gene Ontology annotation, cellular component: U5 snRNP; U1 snRNP; U4/U6 x U5 tri-snRNP complex. Gene Ontology annotation, molecular function: RNA binding.